Trichomonas vaginalis G3 is the source of this 2787-nucleotide messenger RNA. RefSeq lists its product as uncharacterized. Lineage: Eukaryota; Parabasalia; Trichomonadida; Trichomonadidae. The record is from RefSeq and is a predicted model, not a curated record. Gene Ontology annotation, biological process: protein import into nucleus. Gene Ontology annotation, cellular component: cytoplasm; nuclear membrane. The transcript has a single exon. The coding region runs from base 1 to 2787 and encodes 928 amino acids. Gene Ontology annotation, molecular function: small GTPase binding.
AUGAAUAAAGGAUCGCUAGAUGCCUCCCAAGCGGUCCAGUUGAUUAUGCAAAUGAACACACAGUCAUCAGAUGAGGAAGUACUCAAGGAAGUUCAAGAAUUAAUUAACCAAAUGAAAAAUGAUCCUCAAAAUUAUCAUUUAUCUCUUCAAUUGAUGUCAACAUCGUCAGAUUUGAAGGUCUGUUGGUUUGCUGUUAACAUCCUUGAGCAUUUAAUCACCAUGUACUGGGUUCCUCACUCAUUAGACCCAGAUCCAACGGCUUCUGUCUUUACAGAAGAGAUUAAACAGCAAAUAAGAUCGUUCUUACUUAGCUACAUUACAGGCCCGAUUACGCAACUGGAUGAAAGCAAUUCGAACUUAGUUUUGAAACUUAUUUCUCUCUCAAUGAAAGUCGAUUUCCAGCACGAAGGCAUCUUCUGGAUCCAGAAUUUCGGCGAAAAUAUAACUAACUAUAACUAUAUCUUUUACUUUCUUCGAAUUUUUCAAUAUUUUGCUGAAGAUUUACACGCUUUUGAUCAUGUCGUGUCCAGCAAGACUUCAGCUGAAACAAAAACAGCUUUCUACAACAUAAUACCUGAUAUUUGCGAAUCUACAGUCCAAAUUUUGACGGAUUCAAAUGCAACUCAAGAAAUUAUAAUUCAAGUAUUCUUAAUGAUCGACUCAUUUAUGUCUUGCACUAAUCCAGCGUUUUACGCCCAGAUUCCUGGAAUUAUUUCCAUAUAUAUCAAUUUUUCUUCAUCAGAACAGCCUCUUGCUGUUGCGUGCGCAGCUCAUAAGUGUUUAAAUACCCUUUUCGGUAGAGUAAACCUCAUUACUUUGUUCGAAGUUGAAGAUAGACAACAAAUUUUGGGAGCAACGCUUUCUUUCUUCGAAAACGAGUUAUCUACUACAGAUUUGAGCCAGUCAGACCACGAAUUCGUGUCUACUUUGCUCGUAGCCUUCCAACCUCUCGCUGGAAAAUAUUUAUUUAGAUCCGACAUGUUUGAAGACGAUGCCGUUAACGAAUUCCUGUUUAACUUCGAAGACUUGACAUGGUCCUGCUUCGGAACAGACAAUUUCCACCCAAUGAUUGAAUUUUGGAUUGAUUUUUCACACGGAACUGUCGGAAGAACCAGUGUAUUUGUCGAUCCGUUCAUCAGAUUGGUCAAACACAUUGUCGAAAUGAUGAUUGACGAUGAACAAUACCAAUAUAUUACAGAUGAAGACUCCAAGAACAUCAAUGAGCUGAUUAACGAUCUUUUCAAUCUAUUUCCCAAUGAAAUAUACCAAAUAUUCCAACGCGCAACGUCCACAGCUAUAAAUAAUAGACUUGGUUCGGCCGAAUUCCUUCUCAGCUGCUUUAUUCAUAUGAUAGAUAUACUUUCCGAUGAUGAUCCUCAUGUUGCGAUGAUCAGCGAUAGCUUUAUUCGCUACAUGAACGAACUUAUGACACAUCGUAUGGACGAAAACAUCCAAAAGACCUUCGAACUGUUUAUUCUUACGAAAACAAUCAUAGAAAACUACGUCCGAAAGUUUUCUAGGAUGGAUAGAUUUUUCCUUGAAAAAGUUUUGCAUUUAUUGAGAGUUGCAAUAGCUACAAGUCAAGAGUUCAUCAAUUCAAUGCUGGAGUUACUUCUCGAAACACUAAAAAUCAUCCGACCACUUAAAUCUGCCGAAUUAGUCUUACAACAGCUUAUCAGUCGCCACGAGGACUUCCUUAACCUUUCUCCCGAGAACUACCUUUUAUACAUGUGCUGCUUGAUCACUGUCUCAGCUUCUCCGCCGACAGAUGCCCAAAAUACUCCAUUAGUUCAAGAUCCGAACGCAAUUUCUGAGAUGUUCGCUGUAACGUUCAGCAGCCUCUUGGACCCCCUCAAAUGUCCAAUUGCUCUCAAAAUAAUGAAACAUUCUUUGAAUUGUAUUAUUUUGACAGAAAGGACAAGCAAAGACCUCGUUUACGCUGCAUUCGCGCCAAAUAUCGAUCUCAUCCUAACAAUUUAUGAAAAAGGAUGCCCAGAAAAUAUAAUGCAGCCAUUAUUUGAUUAUUUGUACGUUUUUAUCACAGCUUUUAACGCUCAAAUAGGAGACAGCAUCGGCGAAAUCAUUGCCAGAUUGUUUGCUCCUCUCGAAGGCUCGUUAUCGAAUAUGAUGAAUGGAACAAUCGAGCAAAUCGCAGCCACAUCGUUCCUCCAGCUUCUUUUCCGUAUUGCACAGUUCAGAACAUCAAUAACGGCCGCUCAAACCGAAAACAUUGUCAAUUUAAUUGACAGAUUUGGUUUGGAAUUCCUCGGAUCGAACUGCGAGCUACUUCUCCCUACUAUUAAUAUUAUCAGUGCGUUGAUUGAAGACAGAUGGGCGGUAAUUUCGCCAGAAAACGGAAAUAGAUUAUUAAGAUUUCUGUUUUUCGAAGGAUUGAACAACCAUUACCCAGAUGCCGUGAAAUCUGCGAUAAAGACAAUCACGACUGCCCAAACAAUGAUGAGAAUCUUAGAUACAAUCGAAGACGGAUUUAUUUACAACGCUUUUACAGAGUUAUGCACAGAAAUGUGCACAAAUAGGCAUACAACACUCAGGGACUGCAUUUUGGAGUUCAUGAGCAUGUUGUACGAACAAGUACCAGAUUUCAUCGAAAAAAUCAUUUUCCCUUAUAUCAGAUCAUUAAAUGUCCUUGAAUCUGACCAAGAAGUCCUCGCUCAGCACUUCCAAAUGCUGGAAAACAGCGGAGAUUUCUCUAGAGAGUUUUCAGCGUUUUGUACUGAUGUGGCUUACCUCACAAUGGGUACUCAGGACUACCCGGAAAAUCAUUGA